Messenger RNA from Podarcis lilfordi (Lilford's wall lizard), 31158 nucleotides. The record is from the annotation of a GenBank genome assembly. Lineage: Eukaryota; Metazoa; Chordata; Lepidosauria; Squamata; Lacertidae.
GUCCAUUGUCUCCUAUGACAGAGGGAUGUCAACGGAUUCAUUUUGUUGUUGCUGAACAUUGGUUUGCAGAUACAUUUGACAAAUUCGGUUUAAAUGCGAACUAAAGCGAAUUUCUCCCAUCCCUACUGGUGUGAAGAAGAGCAGCUAUUUCCAAAGCCCAUCGCAUUUUUGAAGACCGCUCUCUAUCUUGCAUAGCCCAGCGAACCCGGCGUUCAGCCCGAGAGGGCGGAGCGUUGGAAGGGAGCUGGGCGGAGCUAUGCAAAUAAGCCCUUGGGAAUGGAGUUCCGUGCGAAGGUCAGCGCCCGACAGUGGAGGAAGGGCGCUUCCCAGAACGCCGCGCAUGCGCCGGCGCUCCUAACGUUUUUUGCCCGCGUCUCUCCUCUCCAGCCUGGAGCCUAGAGAGAACGGAAGUGCGUGCGUGUGCGUCCCUCCUUCGCGACGCUAUUUCCGGCGUGUGGGCGCGCGGCUUGAUUCGCUCAGUUGGGCUGGCUCGGAGGGCUUCGCUUGGCGCCCGAGGCCGCCGCUGCCGCCGCUUCGGAAAUGGCGGGUAAGCGGGUCAUGGCGGGAGAGAAAGAGAGCCUGGCCGGCUGCUUGGGUUAGGCCUCCCUGAGGCAAGGCGUGAGCUGGAAGUGGCCCGCGUCCCGUCCGAGUAGCCCCGGGAAGCUGCGGUCUCUGCUGCGCGGGAAAACGGUUGCCGGUUACCCGGGUGGGCUGGUUUCUCCCUCUCUGACUGGGAAAAACGCCUCCGCCUUGGGGCUGCCUCCGAACCCGGGCCCUGAAAUUCGCGGCCGCCUCGAAGUUCACUCGGGACCCGUUGCCAUUGGUGGGCGGGCAACUUAUAGGACCUCGGGGUGGGUGGGGGGAACUGCCAUGGGGUGCGACGUGGAGUGGGGGACAGAGUAGCCCCCCAUCUCCACCCUGUCAGGAAAGUAAAGGACGAAGCAUGGGCACUGCAGUUCGCGUGCGUUUCGACAGGUGGGUCUGGACCCGUUCCUAAAACGGGUCCCCUGCCGCUGUGCCAGAAUUAAGCGCCCCUUCCUCCCCUUUGGAAAAAAAAAAAUUUGAAGGGCGGAGAUGCGCAGCCCCAUGCCUUGCUGUGAGAUUGCUUCUGUUCUGAAGUGCUGCAGCCCCCCGACCCCUUACUUGUGCAGCUAGCAGUUUUAUUCUAACUUUGGGCACGUCUUUUUUCCUCUUUCAAAGUGGUUGUACCCAUGCUGAUUUAAAGACAGAGACUUUCUAUGUACUGCUUGAUAUUUGGAGCCUUAGGGUAGAAUCAUAGAAUUGUAGAGUUGGAAAAGGACCACAAAUUCAACCCCCUGCAAUGCAGGAAUCUUUUGCCCACCAUGGACUUGAACCCACGACCCUAAGAUUAAGAGUCUCAUGCUUUACUGACUGAGCUAUCCCAGAGGUAGGCAUUAAAGGCGAGUUGCAUUGGCCAGGAAUUGAACCUGGGCCUCCUGCAUGGCAGGCAAGAAUUCUACCACUGAACCACCAAUGUCCUUGGUAUGCCAUUUUAUCUGUGAUUAGCUCAAAAAUAUUAUUAUUGCGUUAAGUGCAUAGGUUAAUAUGCAACUAAAUCAUACUCUGAAUAGGUCGGUUAAAUUGGUGGACUUAGGUUAGUUAAGUCCACUUAUCUAGUAUAACUAUGACUAACACUGUGUUUCACCCACACAAUAUAAUAUUUCUGGGGCAGGUUGCCAUGAUCAUCUGAAAUUACUGAGAUGGACAUCCUUUGCAUACUUAAUAGUAAGCCCAUUUGAACACAGUGAGUGGGAUUCACCUAACCUGUGAAUUAGGUGAAGCCCAGUGGAAGCCUCACACAAGACUUCUGCUUACCCAAUGGAGCUUCCCCCCAGCCCCCCCCCCUGAAAUUGGCUUGGGGUGAAUCUGGAGAACCCCCCCCCCCAAAAAAAAACAGCGCAUAGGGGAAGAGAGGGAAGAUUGUUCCAUCUGGCAAGCUCCAAUCCUUGCCCAGAUGGACCGGUUGGUUGAGUUACCCUCAGCAGGAUUUACUUUUAAGUAAACAUGUAUCAUGUUUGGCUGCUUAGUUUACUUGGAAGUGAGUCCUAUUGAAGUUGAUGGGACUUGCUUUUAAAGAGACAUGUAUAAAAUUAGUCUGUUUAUAAAUUAAGUAUAUAUUUUACAGUGAGAUACUCUAAAUUGCAGUGCAGGUGGGCAACCUUCAGUUUAGGUGCCCUCCAUCACUUUCUGAAGCUGCCCCUUUCUUCCAUCCCACCUGAGUUCCUUCCUUCCUGUUCAUUUCCUCCUUGUUUUUGAAGUCUUUCCCUCAUUUAUAGUUUCAGAACAAUUGGAGGGGGCAGUGUUGUUGUUGUUUUAAAAAAUAAACACUUUCCCUUGUUGCAUAGCUAAAAUAAGUCCCCCACCCUAGCUGCCUGAGAAUAAAUUGGUUGGUUUUUCCUUAGUGUGUAUGUAUAUGACACACUGAAAGUUAUAAAGGAAUUCCUUUUACUUGCUUUUCAGAACAGUAGCUGUACUGAUCUGAUGUACUAAAAGAAAUUUCUGCGUGUACCCCAUUAAACCCGUUGCGGCUUACUUCUAUGUAAAUUAGGAUUGGGAAUUCUAAUCUGAGGUAUCAUGAAAAUUGAAGCAAAGCACUAUUUCUUCUGAAUUAGUUAAUCCAGAACACUUUUGUUUCUGACACUGCCUAUGUUUGUCUUUGCGGACUGCCAGCAGCAGCCUCCCAACAGAUUAAUCCUGAGGGAAUGAGGAAUUUCCCAAUCUUGCUCUAAAACAUAGCUAACCAACCUGGGGCAUGCAUGCAGUCAUGAAGGUCCUGGACUUAGUUUGUCCCCCAGGCCUGGCUAUGGCAUAUUAGAUUCCUAUACUGUUCUGGCUUCUCUCUAGCUCAUUAGGCUAGUGUCAAAACCACAUCAGGUCAUAUGGGUGGAGGCUGGGAAGAAAUGUGUGUACUGCAAUAUGUAAUUGCAGUUGUAUUGGAAUGGUACUCUGACAUGUUGGACAUGGUACAUUUGUUGAAAUGUUGGGCUGCUAUUGCGCUAACUUUUGAUCUGCUGGUGUAUUCAGAUUUUGAAAGCACUUGACACGCCCUUAGUGUGUUAAUUAUUUGAAGGUGUCUCCACACAGUAAACUGGACCACUUCCCUAAGAUUAAGGAUGCAGGCUUUUUUUUUUUUUUUUUUUAGGGUGGGGGUUAAGAGCAUGUGAGUGUUGGACUUCCGGGGUGGCGCCACCAGCAAUGGCAGACUCCCUCUGAACUGCAGGGACUAGCUCCGCGGAAAACGGGUCUUCUCCGCUACGGCGAAGCGGGGACCCACUUAAAAAUCACAGGCGGAUGAAGCCUGUGACCAUGGGACUCGGCGGGCACCUUUAGCGCCCCCCCAACCCGCUAAGGAACCCACUAACGGGCUCCGAAGUGAAGAGGGGGAAGUGGCGCGGUGCUGUGAGUCAACUGCUAUUUCCGUGGAGCGAAGCCGCAUAGCUGUUGCCGGAGAGCGCUGCCUUUUCCUGGGACAAUUUGGACUUUAAAAUAAGCACCCGUGAGUACUUAGACUUUGAACAAUUGGACAUCAAAUAAGGACUUGCGAGUAGGAAAGAAUCGGACUUUAAAAAAUUUACUUGAAUUUGGUACGGAACAGGAAGGUCUAAACAGGAAGUCAUCCUUCCGUUCUUUUGUAAACAGAAUAAAGCAAAGGCAAUUUAAACUAGAGCUCAGGAAAUCGCUUUUAAAAGAUUGGAUUUCACCAUUUAAAAUUGUGGAACCCCCCUUCGACAGCAGGAGAAGGGGGGGAUCUUUUUGGACUGUUUAAAGUGACUUUAAAGUGAAGUAACUUUCCUCCGUCCUGAUCCUGGAGCGGGCUGUCAGGACUGACGUGUGAAGUUCAUUAACCAAAGACAAGUGUUUUUGACAGAUGGCUAAAAGAAGAGAAACCUAGUGAUUCCACUGUUCCCUUUCGCAUUUUAAAGGAUUAUAUAUGGACAAAGUAUCUUAAAAAAGGAAACUUUGUUGCAAGAAUAAAUAGAAGUCUUCCCCCUAGGGGGAGUCUGUGAAAUUGUAACUGUGAAACUGUAACUAACUCCAGGGAGUCGACAGCUGUUACAGAUUACAACCGUGGGAACAAGUAUCUGACCUUGUAGGACAAUGUAUUCAGAAGCCUUGUUGUAUGCUCUCUAUAAAACAAACGAUCUACUGGAACAAUUACACGAGAAGGUGAAUUGGAUGGCGACUUCGACUAGAAAUUUUGAACAGGCAGUGGGAAACUUUGAACAGACAGUGGGAAAAUAUGUGGAGCCCACUCAGGAUUUAAAUCAGGAGUGUGUCUUGACAGAACAGGAGUUUUUGACAUUAAAUCAGGAGUGUGUUUUGACAGAACAGGCCCAACAGGAAUAUGAUUUUUGGAUUUGACAAAUGAACUUGGAAAAAGCCAUAUCUGGAAAGGAAAAGUUUGGCUUGGUUUGGAAAUGGGGGGCUGGAUUGACCCCCCUAUGCUGGGAUGUUUGGACUUUUCAAAUAUGGCAACGGGCCGUGAGAUGUUUGGGACUGUGGGGGCUCUCAAUUUUGGAGGGCCUUUGAAACAUGCUUUUAAAUACUACAUGGAAUUCAUUGUUGAACAUGGAAAAGGGGCUGAUCUGUUGAGAAGGGUUAAAAACAUUGUCAAGCUGGAGUUACCACGAGCAGGAGACAAGGGAAAAUACAGUUACAAAUAUGAAGAAGAGCCGCGGAAGGGUCAUGGAAGAGACUUGAGGGCCUCGGACAUAAGGUUGCCAGGUUAAUGGGCUAGAUUGACGGGAAUAAGGACUGACAAAACCCGGAACCAGGAGGAAGGGACGCUGGAUGAAGAUUGGAUCUGUUUAUACCUCUUUUUCUACCAUUAGAACUGUUUUAUAAAAUUGAUGAAUGAUAGAAAAAUGUUGGAAUGAAAUUACUUGGCUUUAGCAAAGAUGUUUAAAGAAUUAUGAAAGAAUAUUAUGAUUAUGAGAAGUUGGUAAGGAUAAGAUUUAAGUUUUAAGUUUUAAGGUUUAUUUUAUUAUAGAAAGAUAAGGUCAAGGAUUUGCUGGGAUAAUUAAUAACUAGGAUACAAAGAAAGGGAGGAGGAGGAGGUCUAAGAAAGAAGGUAAUGACAGUUAAGGAUUUGAAAAUAAUGAAUUUGUUUUUAAAUGUUUUUAAAGUUUUGUGAUUUUUGCAUUCUUCUUUUUUUCUUUUUUUCUGUCAUUUUUUCUCAUUUGGAAUUUUUUCGUAUAUGGUGGGAAGGGGUUGGUUUUUUUCCCCUUUUUUUUCUAUUAUGUCAAUUAUUUUUACCCUUUGUACUCUUUUCUGCUUCUAUUUUAUUUUUUCUCUUUUUUGUAACAUUUUGAAAAUCUCAAUAAAUAUCUUUUUUUAAAAAAAAGAGCAUGUGAGUGUUUUUCUGAAACAGUAAUAUGCUAAAUUUAAAAAAUCUAGGUUGCCAGAAAAAGAUUCUUAUUAGCUUGACUGCCAUCUUGCAAGGGGGUCAAACAGUUUUCAUAUUUUUGUUUAUUGUGUACCAUCUUAUCAAACUUAUCAAGUUUAUUUCCCCCCCUAACCAUCUUCACAAGGUUUAUUGUGAAGUUUAUUUUUUUAACAUCUGUUCAUAAUUAUGACACUUUUUACAUGCCACCACUUUACAGAUUCUUAAAAUUCAAAGCUUGGAAGUUGAGGGUGUUUUAUCUCCAUGUUGAAUUUGUGUAAUGUAAUAAAUUGCUGUGUCCUAAGUUAAAUGAGAGUGUGAAUGCCAUUUUUGUUAAAAUGAGUUGGGGAGAAAUGGGACUGUUGCCCUCAAUGGAAAGCAAGCAACUGCCAUCAUCUAACUUAUAAGAACAGCAUGUGUCCUAUCUUUUAUGUUCUUGGGGAGCAUGCUAGGUAGGAGGACACAGAAAGUUAAAGAAGUGCUGGUCUACAGGCCAUAGGUUGGCAGCAAUUUUUUUGACCAAGGAGGUGGAAUUUGGGAAAGAGAACUUGAGAAAGGGGCUCAUGUGGUAUAUAGUCCACAGGUCACAGCGGUCAGGAAGAUGGAACAUUAGAGAGGGUGUCAUGGUAACAGAUGCUAGGCAAUGGUUGUUAGGAGGGAGGAGGGGGUGUUGGGAAAAGGCAGAUAUUAAGAACAUUUUUCAUUUAUUCUAGUGUUUGUCUGGGUCAUUUGAUCUGCAUCCCAGAUCCCUGUUCACUUUCCUUGGCUUGGCUUCACUGGUCAUACUUACAAGGCCUCUGUCAACCUCUUUUUACCUUGCUCUGCAUGUAAAUAGCAAUUGAUCCUGUCAGUUCUUUGAGGAGAUACCUGCAAUGCAAAGAUCUGCAGAUUUUGUCAAGAGUUGAUACAUGAUUGUGUGAGACAUGUAAUUGAGCAAGGACUUGCAAAGGUGCAAGAUUCCAGAGAAUCAAGUUUGAAGAGAAUGUGCAUUGAUAUAUAGUUCAAAAGUUUAAUUGUUAUGAACAGGUGAAAACAAAUGUGUGGUGUGUUAUGAUACUUCCUACUCUUGACUACAAACACAAGGGAAAAAUCAGUUAGUUAAAAGAAGCAUCCAGAUGUUAUACUAACUGCUUUCCAGUUCCAGGAGGAGCAUGGGGAGUGUUCAUGCAACACACCUACGCACUGCAGUCAACACACGAAAGUCGCAACACACAGUUUGGAAAGCUCCAAGCUAAAUAAUGUAUGGGAAUGGCAUGUAUGGUAUUGAUAGAAGAAUGCUCAUCUUUGGCUAUCCCUGCCAGUAACAUAAGUGAUAAAUUAACCUUCUUUAAAAAACAUGGUUGCUACUUGGGGACACAGUAAUAUAUGUGGCAAAUGGAAGAGACGAUUUUGAUACAACUUCAUACCUUAUUGUUCCAGCUAAGAGAGUUAUCCACAGCCAAAACUCUAGAUGACUACCUUAAACUUUAUGAUCUUGCUAGAAUGCCUGUACGCAAACUCACAGAUGCUUGGCGCCUUCCUCUAGUAUACCCUACACUGAAGAUUCAUAACGAUGUCAGGGUUCAUUCUGGUCUUCAAAAUGCUUGGUAUUGAUUAUGUCACUGCUUUAAUAUUGUAACUAAUAGCCUGUUUAUGUAAUAUUAUUAUUACUACUAUUAUUCCCCACCCAUAUAAAAAAUUGUAAAACAUCAGACAUUAACAGUUUCCUGAUACAGGGCUGCCUUCAGAUGUCUUCUAAAAGUCAGAUAUUUCCUUGACAUCUCAUGGGAGGGCGUUCCACAGGGCGGGUGCCACUACCAAGAAGGCCCUCUGCCUGGUUCAAGGGCCAAGACCAUUUAGGGCUUUAAAGGUCAGCACCAAUACUUUGAAUUGUGCUUGGAAACAUACUGAGAGCAAAUGUACGUCUUUCAGGACCAGCGUUAUACAGUCUCGGCGGCCACUCCCAGUCACCAGUCUAGCUGCUGCAUUUAUGAAUUUUGCUUGGAGCAGAAGAAAUCUUGGAGAGUGGUGACAACAGUGAACCUGCUGGUCAGCUGAGCAGAAUUAUAAGUAUUGCUCAAAAUUUUGAGUGGAGAUAAGAAGCUGGCUCCCAAGCAUAUUAAACUUCCUCCACACUACCAAGCAACAAGAAGUUAGUGGAACAUUACUGAAAUAACUGAAAAGAGUUUGCUGUCAGAGCAUGGUGAUACAGCAUAUACAGAUUUCUGUCAAUCCAGGUCUUGAAGACUUGGGAUGGACACUUGAAAAUGGAGAACUGAAACAUGCACUCACUACAGUUGAUGCAUCUCUGUAUCCUACAGAGAAGUUUUUUUGUAGAUAGAAGAAAGGAUGUGCAACAUGUCAGUGCAAGUGUAAAAACAACAAAAUGGUGUUUACCAGGGGUCCCCAACCUGCGGCCCACAGAGGCCAUUUAAGCAGCCCACGAACCGCCCCUGAAACUAGCCGCCCAUUUGGUGAGUCCCCCUGUGCUGCGCUAAACCAGCACGGCGUGGGGACGCUCUUCCUCGGCUCAGGAAAUUGCUUCUGCGCAUGCCCAGACUCCAGAAAUCACGUCUGCGCAUGUUCGUGGCACCGGAAAUUGUUUCUGCGCUUGCCCAGACGCCAAAAAUUGCUUCUGUGCAGGUGUGAUUUUCGGUGUCUGGGCAUGCACAGAAGCGAUUUCCGGCACCGCAGACAUGUGCAGAUGCAAUUUCUGGCGUCGUGCUGUGCCGGCCCGGCAAGCCUUGCCAACCCUUGGUGUUUACCAUGAACUGAAAAUGUAACCCUAAGCAGCAUGCAGAGGUUAACAGAUCAGUGGACUGAACUUCAACUUCCGAGCUCUGCGGUGUGGUCACUGAUCAUAUUUUUAUAUGUACCAAAUGUUGUCAUGGACAAUAACAAACAAUAACAAAAAAUAUUUUGCCUGGAAUUGGUAUCAUGGCUAAUUUUAUAAUUCCUUUUCUGGAACUUCAUUUCACGUAGUGGUAUCUUAUGUACCGGUGCCUUGACAGUCCACCUGGCUCAUUUGUAGACCAAAAAUGGUAGGCACACUCUCCUUUAACCCAUGACAAAGCAUUUCCUCCCUGGAGACCACUUGACAAUUCCUGAGGGUCUUGGAGGACCACUUUAUGAUUUCUCUGUCUGUUGUAAUGCACUGUUAGAGGCUGUAUGUGGUUCCAUUAUUAUUGGCCCCUUACUUAACACUGUAGUAGUGCUAAAUGUAACAAACAUUUUUAUUAUGUGUUCCUCAGCCAAGUUCUGACUUAAACCAUAUUUAUAAUUCCUCUUAUUUUUUUCUGUGGCGUUAAUGAAAUAAUUUUAGCAAAACUAUUGGGGGGAAAAACAAAACCCAGACAGCUAGAUUUAUUUAUUUAUUUAUUUUGAAACCCCAUUUGGCAGUAGCGUUUUAUUUGCCACUGAAAAUGCCCUCUUCCCGUGUGGGAGAAAAAUAUCACUGCAGGGUUGUGCAGGAGAUCUGUGACUGUUUUGUCUGAACCAAUAUAAAUCUCAAACAUGCAAGAUCUUGCGUGUUAAUGGCUGUCAUGGCAGGGCUAGGAGAUGUGAACGAAAUCUUGCUGUCUGAGGCACAGGAUGAAAGAGGUCACAUUUUUGUCUUGCAAAUAAGCAGCAUUCCACGGUUGUGCAUGGCAUGGCAAGUGUGGCAUCGCCCUCUGGCAAAGGGCAAUAUGCUUAAAGUAUUAGGCUGGCUCAAUCAAUAGAGCAUGAGACUCAGGGUCAUGGGUCGAGCUCCACUUUGGACAGUGAGAUUCCUGGAUUGCAGGGGGUGAACCAAAUGGCCCUCGUCCCUUUCAACUCUACAAUUCUAUGAUACUAGCCCACAUGCCCCAUGCAUGCUUACAUUGAGAGCCAAUGUGUAAAGCACCUUUGCUUGAUCGCCUGGGAAUAAUUUGUACUUGCAUCAGGCAAGUAACUAUUUGCCUGAAUUCUAAAAGUACUGAGAACCUACAGCAGGAUCUUGUGGGCCUCUUAUAUAGCAUCUCAGGCUUACAGGUUUCCUUGUUUUGUAUUAACACAACAACUCAUGCUUCAAAGCACUACCUAAUUCCCGUUUAUUUCUCUACAGUUUUAUGUUGGAUAAGCCAAAAUGAUAACGUUAUUUGAAAAUUGUUUGAAUUGCGGUGAGAACUUAUUUAAAUGUGUUUUCCUAGGGCUUUCUGCUAUGGAAAAGAAAUUGGCCGAGUAUAAGUGUAAUACAAAUGAAGCAAUUCACCUAAAAUUAGGUAAGGUUUUGAAAUUAUAGCUUUGAUACUUAAGCUUGGCAAUGUUUUAGGUGUUGCUUUGAGCCUCCAUUUUGGAGUGUUAGAGUUAGCAGAGCACCAGAGAACUUAGUUUGUUCCCUCUCUUCUGUUCCUGUGUACGGGUGCAUCACUGCCUAAUUACUAUUGCAGAAAGGAGUGAACAGAAACAACAUUGAUGGCAGUUCAUAGCGCACACUUUCCAUCCUCACAACUAGCCAUGUAGUGAAUAUGUCUGAAAGUUGUCUGAUUGAAAUUACCAUGUAAUUACCAUUACUAUCAGCACUGAACUCGUGAAAGGUAGAGGCAGGUGUGGUUCAUCAAAUAGUGUGUUAGACCCAGCUUUAAAUAUCUGUUCAACUUUGAAUUAGCUGGUCUUGGGGCAAGUACUUUUCCCGCUCCUCAUCUGUUAAAUGUUAAGUGUGUGCUGCUUGCAGAGUGGAGGACAGCAUAAAUCAACAACGUAAUUGUCACCAAAUUGCAACCUGCAGGUUACAGUCAAAUUGUUUACAUUGGGGGGGGAAACAACAACUAUUGUGUGGCAAUUUGCUAACACGAGUCUAGGAAUUGACAAAGAGUACCACAUGUUAAGGCUGUUGUUAGCUAUGUAUUGAAUUGAUUUUUGCCUGGGUUUUGACUUUCACUGACAGGCUUAAACAGAGUGUAGAGAAUAUUCACUUUUUUAUUCUUAUUUAUUUAAAAAAUAUAACUAGGCCACCUUUGGACACGUUCUGUGAAGCAGCCCUAAAAUUUAAUGACAAAUCAAGAAGUGUUAAGGAAGCAUGCAUUCACCUUCUCUAGGGAAUUCUGGAAAAACAGCUCCCCCCCCCAAGUUCUGAAGAAAAGAAUCCACACUUCUGUCCACCAGCAAAAUUAACAUAAGAUCGUUUUUAUAAUGGGAUAAUAUUUAUAUUUAAUGUUUAGAAAGUAAAACUAUGGGAUAUUUUAAGUGUAGAAAGCCUGACCCCGGCAGACCUUUGAAGCAGAAGAAGGCAAGGAAGUAUUAACUGGUUUGGACUUCUGUGAAUUAAGUAAAACAUGUUGGCAAAGCUUAUAAUCAGUCCUUUUUCUCAUCAGUCCGUUUUCAGGAGGAUUUGGAAGAUGACAAUACAACAUUUCAUCCAGAGUUCAGCCACCAAGUUUUUGGGGAUGAGUAAGUGAUGCAAGAAAGUGUCAGAAAUAAGUUAAGAAGUUGAUAUUAAUAUUACAUAUUUGUACUAGUGCAGCUAUUCUAGUGAGCAUUUUUGUAUGGCCCUAUAAUUUUCUGUAGUUGCAAGGUUGCAAGCCCUACCCGCUAGGGCUGGGCGAUACAUGGUUUUCAACAUCAUGAUAUUUCACCCGCUAAACAUCACAAUAUACUGAUAUAUCACGAUGUCUGAAAUAAGGAUGGAGCUAUGUAGAGGCAUUGGCUGGCUUCAUGGUUUUUUGCCAUAUAAUGAUUUCGGCAUAGCACAUACACAAAAACAUAAUGAUUCACGAUAUAUUUCCAGGUCAAAAAUUAUGAAACUGAUAACACAAUGUGGACUUCAAACCAGUUUUGGACGAUAUAUCAAUAUAUCACCCAACCUUAGCUGACACUGACAAAAAUAACACAAACUCUGCCAAUGCUACAAAGUAUAUCCAGUCAUAUCUUGGGUUACAGACGCCUCAGGUUGCGUGAUUUUGGGUUGCGCACCGUGCCGAACCCGGAAGUACCAGAACGGGUUACUUCUGGGUUUUGGCACUUGCGCAUGUGCAGAAGUGCUAAAUCGCACUAUGCGCAGAAGCGCCAAAUCACAUGGCGCUGCGGGUUGCGAGUGCUGCGGGUUGCAAACGUGCUUCCCACAUGGAUCACGUUCGCAACCCGAGCGUCCACUGUAAAUGUAGCCAUACAUGUGUAAGGUGAAAUACCUGCUGUACCUAUCACUGACAAACUUGUAAAUUGGGCUAAUUUGUUUCAUGAGACACAUUUAGAGAAAUGACUAGUGGUAUGUUUGGGUGAACUGAAGGAAUUUUUAAAGGCAACACUGAAGGCUCUGUUUUUAAAAGUGGUAAAUCCUUCAAAAUUUUUAACAGUAAUGACAUCUAUCUGUAUAGGAGAAGUUAAUUUUCUUGGUGGAGUUGAUUAGCGUUCAGCUAUAACCUAAUUUUUCUUUCUCCUGCAGUGAGGUUGCCUUUGGUUACAAGGGACUGAAGAUUCUUUUGUACUACAUUGCUGGUAACUUGUCAACACUGUUUCGCAUUGAUUAUACAUCCAAAGUUAAUGAGAACUUUGACUGUGUGGAGGUAAAGUCAAACGUUCAGAUGUCACCUUAGAUAAAUAAGUUUGCCAUUGUAGCUGAACCCUUCAUUUUACUCUUCUCAAGCUUUUUACGACCUCACGCUUGUUCCCAAAAUCCUGCACCAUUGCACUUAUCACUUAAAUCAAUGGAAAUUAUACAGAUGGUGGUUUUGAUCAUUCAGAUCCCCCCUUUUUUACAUAAUUCUAUUGUAUUUUUCCAUUUCAACAACACUCAAAGCAGUAUCCAACUUUGUUAAAUGGCAAUCCUUUCUCACAGAACCAACGGUAGUUUUCUUAUCCAAAAGGAAAACUUCUCUUCCUUCAAAUUGCUGCUCUUAAGAUCUGCUUCUUGGCCAAAGCCUUUUCUGCAUUGUUUAAAGCUCAUCAUACAAAUUCAUCCACUCUGUCUGUCUCCUUGUGUUCAUAAGCACUCCAGGUUGUGGAUUGGAACACUACGUCACUUCUGUGUUCUGUGUAAAGCAGGCAUAGGCAAAGUCGGCCCUCCAGAUGUUUUGGGACUACAACUCCCAUCAUCCCUGACCACUGGUCCUGUUAGCUAGGGAUGAUGGGAGUUGUAGUCCCAAAACAUCUGGAGGGCCGAGUUUGCCUAUGCCUGGUGUAAAGCCUAAAGAAAUUUCAGGAAGAGCGAUAUAGCAGCACCCAAGUGACUAAACAUCUUUAAAGUACUUGGAAUGAACACCAGUUCCUUAAAACAUAUAUAAAAACAUUUGGAAUAAAUUUGCAGUUCGGGUAUAUUUUUGCCGCUUUUAAGAGUAGUGUUGAAAAUCCAGUUUGGUACACAUUGAGGGAAAACAAUAGCACCGCAUAAAAACAGGUUUGUUUCUCCUUAAGAUGUGAUCUGUACAGAAAUUUAUCAGUGUGAGUGGUGCGUUAAUUAGGAGCAACAACUGUUAAAAAACAUAAGCCUUGUGCAGUACAGAAGCGUUGUUUACUCAUUUAAAACUGAAGGAGUCUUAAUUUGCAUAUAUGCUGCGAAGUUUUUAUUUUUAUAUUUUAAAGAAGUUCACCAGAGGCCGCAAUUCAUAAAUUGCCACAAAGGAGUUGGUCACCCAUUGAUUCUAGCUAAAGCAGAUGGCUAUUUCAGAGAAAUGUACCUCCUCAAAAUCACAGAGAAAUGUACUCCCUGAAAAUCACAGUUGUUGUGACUAAUUAUCUGCGGCACCAGUAUCAUUACAUCCCUUUAUACAGAAUCUCAUUAUUUAUGAGUGAAAUGGUUGUAACAACUCUGUAAGUUAAGUUGGUAUCAUUAUCCCUCAUAUUGCAGGCUGGAGGGAGGGUCUGGGUCUAAUGGAAAGAUAAAGGUAAAGGGACCAUUAGGUCCAGUUGUGACCGACUCUGGGGUUGCGGCGCUCAUCUCGCUUUAUUGGCCAAAGGAGCCGGCGUACAGCUUCUGGGUCAUGUGGCCAGCAUGACUAAGCCACUCCUGGCGAACCAGAGCAGCACACGGAAACGCCAUUUACCUUCCUGCUGGAGCGGUACCUAUUUAUCUACUUGCACUUUGACGUGCUUUCGAACUGCUAGGUUGGCAGGAGCAGGGACCGGGCAAUGGGAGCUCACCCCGUCGCAGGGAUUCGAACCGCUGACCUUCUGAUCGGCAAGUCCUAGGCUCUGUGGUUUAACCCACAGCACCACCUGUGUCUGCGUGGAGGGAGGGUCUGAUGGAAAGCAGCACACAAAAGGUCUAGUAAGUUCUCAGCAGAGGCAAGGUUCAGUCCAGAGACUUCCUCGUUCACAACUCAGUCUGAUACUGCACAAUCACCAGUCAUCAACAUUAUACUCACAUUCCCAAAGAGGCCUUUCUUACUACCCACUGAGUCACCUCCCUCUCUCCUCCUCCCACUGAAAUAUGGUUUGAAGCAAGCAUUCUGUUGUAACCAAUAGCCUGGAUUUCAGUGUGUGGUGCUCACAGCAACUUCUCUGGUUUUUAAGUGUGGCCACAGGCUCAAAAAGGUUUGGCAACCCUUGCACUACACCAUCUCUCAACUAGCUUUCAGCUUGACUUUUAACCCAGACUUUUUGAUCCUCCAUUGUGUUUUUUUUUAAACUCUUUUUCAGAGAUUGGAUUUCUGGACUAGCAUUUCUGUGAUUGGUUACUCAAAGCUGGUCUUAACUAAAUGUAUAGCGGGGGUGCUCAAAUAACAUCACUGUUGUGAAUUCCUACAUAAGGUGACCUGCUCAACACAUUGUGGACUAAUUCUCAGUUUGAAUUUGCUAGUUUUCACGCUUCUCCAAAUGUUGCAGUGAAAUUCUCAUCAGUUUAAAUGCAUUUAAACUGAUGAGAACUUCAUGGCAAUAUUUGGAGAAGCGUGAAAACUAGCAAAUUCAAACUGAGCAUUAACAUGAGUUUUGAAUUUUGGGGGGGGGGAAAGUUACUAAUUAAUGUGACCAUUAACAGGUAAAAAAAAUGUGAAACUGACACUGAUUAGAAAGCGACUAAUUCAUUCAUCCCUAAUGUAUACUUUCUGGAAUUGCUUUGCAAAGGCACCUCUUCAGUAUAUACAUCUGAAGCAUUGUGUAGUUCUUCACAAAACUGCACAAAGAGAAGUAACAUCUGCCACCCUGGUCUCCAUCAAGAAGAUGGCUGUUUUCAUGGGGCAUAGACAUAGAAGUUGUAUGAGUGCAAAAUUUGGUAUAUUUUUUAUUUGUGUUUAAAUUAUUUGGUGAAAUUCCUUCUGUGCAGCCAUGUCCCGCAUUUACCAUUCGAGUUACGCUAAAUGUCCUAAUUCUAAAGUAAGUUUUAGAUCCCUAAAUGAUCUCAAGUGUCUGCCUGAAUGUAAGGCUUCUUGUUCGGCAGAAUGAAUACUUGCACAUGUCAAGUGGAAUGUCGUGGGGAAAGGGGCGUUCUUACAUUCUAUGAUGUAUCUGAUACAGAUUAUCCCUCCCCAUCUUCUGCAUUUGGCCUCACUGAAUUAAACACAAUUGUGGAAUAUUAAGGCACAUGUAUUGAGGACGUGUAUUGGGGGAAGGGGCAGCAAAGCCACAUUAAGGGGCAGGUGUUAGGAGCUAGCUGCCUUGCACACCACAUUAAUAAACACAAACAAGGGUAUUCACCAGGUUUAGCAAUACACUUCCCUCGUCAGACUUCCAUCCUGUUUCAAAAUCGAACCAUUCAGCAAGAGGUUGGUAAAGUAGUUUACUGCAUAAAAAAUGUCAGCCCUAGAUAUUUUUGAGGCUUAUUCUUUUUUUCCUUACAGCUUCUUUUCUGGGGUAUACCCAAAGUCGUUGUUUUACUUAAUGAUGCCUAUUCCAAGCAUAAAUCCCAAUGAGUUCAAUAGGACUUCCUACCAAAUUAGUGUCUUUAGCAGUGAUCCUCCAGAUGUGGUCCAGUGAUCUGGAGUGGUGGGAAUUGGGAGUCCCUAGAACAUCUGGAAGACCCCAUGUUCCACACUCGUGGUUACGGCCUGAAUGUGUUAAUAUCAGCAGGUUAGGUAAUACAGCACAUCUCCGAUUUAAGAUUUUCUUAGAUAGACGUUAUAACGCCACACGGUUGUUUACCAAGGCCGUAUGCACUGCAGAAUAACCCUAAUCUUGACCACUGUUCUUCCUUUACAAUAGGAGCAGGCCGUAUAGCUGCGUGUGUAUUUAGUGCUGCAUUUCUUGUUUUUAAAUCUAGCCAGUCCACAAUCUUAGAAAUCUGAAACUUAUACAUAUUAGAGGGAAAGGCCAAAUGUAAAGAAAUGUGGUGUGGACUAUCAUCUUUCUCCCACCACCACCACUUUACCAUCUUUAAUUGUUCUUUAACACAUUUUUGUUGUUUUUAAUGCAGCCUUUUUUGUAUACACUUUUUCCUUCUAUUCUCUUUCUCCCCUUAUCUACAUGUUUUUUUUCCCCUCACUCUCUAUUUUAGUCUUCUUGGCCCCUUCUUUCUUACUGUAUAUUUACACUCCCCCCUCCUCCAAAUGCCUUUCCAAGAAGCAGGGCCAAAUUUGAGUAAAGGCUGCCUCAGGUGCCUCUUCAGAACCUCUGCUUUGGAUACAGCUCAACUUGGGAAUAUAUAAAUAUUUAUAAAUAUACACAUACACAUACACACACACACACACACGGGUGGCACUGUGGGUUAAACCACAGAGCCUAGGACUUGCCAAUCAGAAGGUUGACGGUUCGAAUCCCCGCGACAGGGUGAGCUCCCGUUGCUCAGUCCCUGCUCCUGCCAACCUAGCAGUUCGAAAGCACAUCAAAGUGCAAGUAGAUAAAUAGGUACCACUCCGGCGGGAAGGUAAACGGCAUUUCCGUGUGCUGCUCUGGUUCGCCAGAAGCGGCUUAGUCAUGCUGGCCACAUGACCCGAAAGCUGUACGCCGGCUCCCUCAGCCAAUAAAGCGAGAUGUGCGCCGCAACCCCAGAGUCGGCCACGACUGAACCUAAUGGUCAGGGGUCCCUUUACCUUUACAUAUAUAGCUGUGAGGUUAUGCAGAGCGCUUAUGCUCCACUUCUGUGGUCAUUUGAAGGAAGGCCUUGUAAAUCAGAGGCUGUAACUUCUAGGUAAACUUGAACCUUUAUCAUAAUUGGCACUUCUUCACCACUGCUUAUUGUCUAAAAGGAAGGCUGAGAUGUUUUGUGGGAGAAUAACAUACUAGAAUGUGCCAGGAAGAACGGGAACCCUCUUUUCUCUUGAAUACUCGGAUAUCCAUCUCCCGGCCAACUUUCUCUUUACGUAUUCCUGCUUCUAACUGUUGCAAAAGAUUUUAUACCCCUGCAUGGAACAAACUGCCUUUCAGUAGAUCAGGAAUAGGGAACCUGUGGCCAUCAAGAUUUUGCUGAACUGUAACUCCAUCGUCACCUACAGUUGGUCACGCUGACUGGGUUGAUAUGAGCAGCAUUACUGCUAGGUGGCAACCUGUCUGGCAUCAAGCGAACUGAGGAAGGGUGGGAUAUCAAUUGAACCAAUAAAUAAAAUAACAUCCUGAAUGUCACAGGUACCCAACCCAUGCAAUAGGGAGUAGAACACAAUAAGAAGUCCUUAGCAGUACUUCAGACUAGGUAAAAUCUACCCAAAAGGUGUUUCUUUACAUUAGGUGCAUGAUAUGAUACAUAGCAUAGUAUGUAGUGUGUUAUAUUUGUAAAAUAUUGAGAAAUAGUAACAAAGGGGUUCUAUAUGGGGGAAUGGGAAUGAGCUAUGACUUUCAUCCACCUCUCUUCCCUGUUAAAACGUACAUUUAAAAAUUUGCCAUUCUAGCACUCCUGAAUAGUUUGUUUUUUAAAAAAGCACUCUUUAGAAACUCAUUUGGUAUUCCUAAUUUAGCCGCAGGCACGCUCUUGCUGCACUUUUACUAGAUAAAUUUAAUAUAGGAAAAUGUUCUUAAUUUUUAUUUGAAGGUGUCUAAUCAGUAGCACAAGACAAAAUCAAGUGUCGCAGAGCUACCGUGCAUGCCGCACAUAAUGGCUCUUUAGGAAGAUAAGGCUGAUUAAAUAUGAAAGUUGGUGGCACCAAAGCAUUAAUAAUGGAGUGUGUGUAGACUGAACUCUGCCCAUAUUCUACAUCCCCCCGAUAUAGCUGAUAGUAAAGUAUUAUUCAUUUGCAGGUGCAUUGCUUCUACUUAGGAGGACUCCAGUUGAAAGAACAGGAAUUAGUAGUGUGUUGUAUUAGCCUUUUGUAGUGUAUUUUGUCCUAAGCGUCUUAAUUUCCCUGUUUUGAAUGCUAAGUAGCAAUGGUCUUGGUUCAGAAUUAAUACUUAUCAUGCAUGUAAACGGUGUGAAAGAGCUGCUUAGUAAGUUAACACAAAGUGUUCUUGUGUCAGCCCUUAUGGAAAUAGAUACAAUACAAACAUUACAGCUGAACUCACGGCAAACUCCAUUAAGUAAAAACCUGGACUCAUUGUUGGGAGCAGGGUUUGAAUAGAAUGUAAGCUCAUUUUGUUGAAUGUAAUGUCAGGCUUUUAGGGGUUGCAUUGAGGGGGUUAGGGUUUUGUUAAGUUGAGACCAAUUCAUUAAGUUUUAUUGCCUGGUGAGAAGCGGCAAUACGUUAUUGUGAAACUUCAUCAAAUAUUCAUGGUUAAGGAGAAGUAGUAAAUGUAUUCAAUCAAGUGGUCUUUUGGGGGCCUGAAAGGGAUUAUGAUGUCUGCUCAGCUGAUAGUCUGUAACAUUCAAUUUGGCUGUUUAACAAGGCUAAUCUUAAUUCAGUUUUGCUUGUAAAACCUCCCCACCCUUUUGGUUAAAUUGCAUUAAAAAAAUUCUUUGGGCAAAAGAAGUUCCUCCCCCCCCCCUUGGGUCUUUAGCGCAUAAAUUAUAUUGGCUUGCCACCAUGCUCCCAAGUCUGUAUUUUCCUGACACUUGAGUGUUUGGGCUUUUUCCUUGUACUAUGUGUAAACCAGAAUUCAGGCUGGAAAAGAGUUUGUCCUGUUGCUGCCAGUUAGUUCCUUAAAUACCCUAAUUUGUUUGGGUUGCUUUUGCUUCGCCUUGAGGGUGUGGGAUUGUAUUGCACACGUGUUACUCCGAAAGAGUGAUCAAAGACUGUUCACUUAAGAAUUCCAUAUUGAAUGGUAGACGUCUGCAAGAAGCAGAUACAGUGGGCCUGCCCAGCCAGCAUAUCAGCAGACCAAAGUUGCAUUGACUGCAUUUAAUAAGUGCACUGAGGUGCCUAGUCAGGACUUGGCAGCAGACAAGAAGGAAGGAACUCUUGAGAGUCAAGAAUCUGAACUAGAUUCUCCUCCGUUUUUUCCUUUUAGCUUAUCUAAAGUUUAAUGAGCUAGUGGCAUUGACCAUUACUGAGGUGGGGAGUGGUACACUGUCUUAAAAUUUCCCUUUUCUUAGACCGUUAUGGUAAAAGGUUACCAGCUUCUUUAUUACUGUAAUGAAAUGCCAGUGCUCCAGGUUGUUGUUUUUUAAAAGAAAGGCAGAAUCUGAAUCUUGUGUUCGUGGAAAAGCUGUUUUCUGAAGUAAGAUGCUUCAGUUUAACCUGCUAUUAAACUGAAGUAUCUUACCAUGAGUAUAUUACCCAAAGCACAAUGACUCAUCAGGAAUGUUGUCUUCCCGACUCAGCAAUUAAGUUUACUUAACAUGCAGACUUCUUAUUCCAGUGCUGAUAACAUUCAAGAUCCUGCUUGACCUUGUAUGUUUUAACCUCCUACCCUGCCUUACCUCAAAAGGAAGGCAACUGAAGAGCAGGCCACAACAUUACUGUGUAUCUGUGUCCACCCUUGUGAGCCUGAGAAACGGUCUGAGGGAUCAGGCUGGUUUUUUGCCUCCAAUAAGGGAGAGGCAGUUUCCCUGAGCACAGCUUAAACCGGGAAUGCUGCACUAUAACGUGUUACUGGUGGAUCCUUUGAAAGACUAGAUUUGAACAAUGUGAUAACGGACUAGGGGGUGCGUAUGAAUGCUCUGAGCUUUGUAAACUAAGGGCCACAAGGGGGCACCUAGUGGCAAGGUCCCAUGUGUACCAUUUUGUUGUGUCUGGGACAAGGACCUGUGCAAAAUUUUAGGAAACCACAUUGGGUGCUUUAAAUAGCGCUUCAACAAUCACAGGGCAUAAGCACACCACCCUAUGUGAAUUCUAGAAAUAGUCAAUUCCUUAUUCUCAGUGCUUCUCUCUCUCUAUCUCCCCACCUCUUGUUUUCAGGCAGAUGAUGUGGAAAGUAAAAUUAGAGAAAUUAUUCCACCAGGCUUUAGCACAAGUACAGAUGACUUUGUAUCUCUGCUGGAAAAAGAGGUCAAUUUCAAGCCAUUUGGGACAUUGUUACAUACAUAUUCUGUGCAUAACGAAGAAGCUGGCGAAGACGUAAAGUAUCAAAUAUACAAGGUAAAAAGUGUGUGUUUGGUGGUGGUGGGGAGAAACAGAGCCUUCCGAUAGAGCUUUCAUGGCAACUUUUAAGUGACCCUCAAAUAAUUGCUUGUGAUAUGUAAAACGUUGCUAUUUCUCCAGGAUCACUUUCAGUGUGCUAAUAAAACAGUUUCCCACAGAGGCACUUUAUAAGGCUCUGUGAUGUGCUCUCUUCCCUUUGGUGAAGAGUUUCACCUGACUUCUCCUGGCUUUUUCCCUAGGCUGACAUCACAUGCCCAGGCUUUCGAGAGUAUCAUGAAAGGCUUCAGACCUUCUUGAUGUGGUUUAUUGAAACAGCUAGCUUUAUUGACGUGGAUGAUGAAAGAUGGAACUACUUUCUAGUGUAAGUACAGUUCUAAAGCAACAGUGGACCUUAUUACCUCCACAAAGGCUGCAUUUUAAUUGUGGCUGGCCAAUUAUUGGGGACAGUAUAAUGAUAUUUUUCCCAGGAAAGAGAAAACUAUUGUUUAUCAGGGCUGGAGUUUGUGUCCAUUAUGCUUUGCGAGACCUUGAGAAUAGAGCCAAAUUAAAUACUGUUGUCCGUUGGAGCCCUGAAUGUAGGGCUUAAACAGUAAAAUGAGCUUUGCCUGUGUUUUCUUUUACUUGCCACCUAUUCAUCUUUAUAAUAGGCAAGUGCGCUGAAGUGCUGUAAAGAGGUCUGAUUUAUCCAAGUUGCUGCACACCAAUUAAGUGAAUUGUACAUUCAGAACAUAGCAGGUGUACCCAUUGGGCCCUCACAGAGUAGCUUGCUGACACUGGAAAUUCAGUCAGAGAAUGGAAAAGAAAAUGGACACUGCAUGGGAGCGCGACUGUAAUUGACCUGCUUGGCUUUCUGUUUUAUCUGCAGAUUUGAGAAGUAUAAUAAGGAUGGAGCUACGCUCUUUGCGACCGUAGGCUAUAUGACAGUCUAUAAUUACUAUGUGUACCCAGACAAAACCCGGCCACGUGUAAGGUAAUUGGCAGCAUAGCACGUGCCUUGCCUUUUAUUUCAGAAGAGAGUACUGUCGAAGUUCCCAAUACUUGUUUAUAAUUGUGUUAAUUUUGUGGGCUUUUUAAAAAAAGAAAUUUUAAAACUCUCGCCUGGCUUUGCAUUUAUUUAUUUCAUUGUCUUCAUCUGAAAUGGGGUGGAAUCUCAAACUCUUAGUGCAAUUAUGUUUGGAGUCUAUAAGGUUUUUGUAUGUAAAGCCUUAUGUACAGAGAGAUUGCAAUUCGCUGUGAAUAAAUCUGUAAAUAAAUUUUCUGGGGGUUGAGUAUACAAUCGAUCUCAAACGCCUUGGCUCCCCAGUGAUCGAAACCUGGAAGUGCUUUUUCGGUUUUUGAACGAUUUUCGGAAGCUGAACGUCCGGCACAGCUUUUGUGUUUUCCGAUUGGCUGCAGGACGUUCCUGCAGCCAAUCGGAAGCCGCGCCUUGGUUUUCAAACGGUUUGAACGCAUUCUGUUCAAAAACCAAGGUAUGACUGUAGUUCUUAUUUUUUUGCUAAGUAUUUUUUUUCUUCUUCUUCUAUGUGUAGCCAAAUGCUGAUAUUGCCUCCAUUCCAAGGAGAAGGUCACGGGGCUCAGCUUUUAGAAACAGUUCAUAGGUACUAUAUGUCAUCCCCUGCAGUGCUUGAUAUAACAGGUACGUGAGUCUUUCGCUGGAGAUAAGAAUUAAUUUAUAUGAAAUGCUGAACACUGCUUCCCUGACAGUGCCAUAACUUUCUGAAUUCAUCUGUCAAAAUUAAAUGAUCUUUCAAAGAUUAACUUAAGCAGAGGUCAAGGUUAAUGCUACCCUUCCUCACAGAAGGAACUGCGUAUAAUGUAAUUCUUCAAAUCCUUUCCUCCCUGGGAACAGUGCACCAUGGAAAUCCAUUCCCUAGCAUGAAAGGAUUACCAGUUAAUUAGCCAUUUUUAUUGCAAAGUACGCAGCUGACUUGACAAGAGAUUUAGGUUUCUGGAACUCCUUGCAGAGCUUUCUUCCUUCAGGCAAAACACUAAAUCAGUGAGAGACAUUGGUUUACUAAUCACUACGACGGUACACUCCAUUCUUAGGACCCCAGAGAGCAAAUGGACGAACGUCAAAAGAAUAUGAACUUGGAGAAUGAGAAAAUUAAAGAAAAGGAUAUUGGAAUGAACUUUUGAGGCAAUGUGGAACAGAAACCGCCCAGUGGCAUCUUAUGCUGUGGUAUCACAACAUAAGCUUCCAUGGACUAGUCUACUUUGCAAGAUGCCACAAUACAUGGCACAAGAUUCUGUUUCUUGAUGCAACUGGGAAUGCACAGAAGGGCCUUCUCUGUAGUGGGGCCUUUUAUUUUUGAAAUGAUCUCUCCUGCAGCUACAUUUGUCUUCCUCGUUGAGGUUUAGACGUUGGCUAAAAGCACUUCUUUGUAUCCAGAUCUUUCCAGUUUGAUAUGGUAACAUUUCACCCCAAACAGCAAUGUGCAGAUUUGUAUUUUAAUUAAAGGUAAAGGUAAAGGGACCCCUGACCAUGAGGUCCAGUCGUGACCGACUCUGGGGUUGCGGCGCUCAUCUCGCUUUGCUGGCCGAGGGAGCCGGCGUACAGCUUCCGGGUCAUGUAGCCAGCAUGACUAAGCCGCUUCUGGCGAACCAGAGCAGCGCACAGAAACGCCGUUUACCUUCCUGCCGGAGUGGUGCCUAUUUAUCUACUUGCACUUUCGAACUGCUAGGUUGGCAGGAGCAGGGACCGAGCAACAGGAGCUCACCCCGUCGCGGGGAUUCGAACCGCCGACCUUCUGAUCGGCAGGUCCUAGGCUCUGUGGUUUAACCCACAGUGCCACCCGCGUCCCUAUUUUAAUUACACACACACAAAGUUGUUCAUUUUUGAUAUAUUUUAUAUAUCUUUUGCUCUACGUUGCCCUGAGAUCUGUUAAAGAAAGUGACUCAAUAACUGACUAAAGAAAAGAGGGUAGCUUCUGGAUAUUUAUCCUACAACAGUUCAUUGUGGGCUGUUAAGAAUAUCACUGCAAAGAAAAUUCAUUGGUUUGGAUAGGUGACUUCUGCUUGUAGUAAGAUUUCCCCUACUCCCUCAUGGGGGGGUGUUGUUUUUUUUCCUGAUUCUCCUCUAUUGCUGCAGCUUAUAUGUUAUAUUCCAUGUUUCUUUGGCAGCUCCUUCAACUAUCAGUGGACUAAUAGGAAGGGGGAGGCAAAAAAAAAAAAAAAAAAAGCCCUGUUCUGCUUGGUUAGGAUGCCUUGGAUUUAACCCUUCGUUGAACUUCUCAGGAAUUAUAUAUACCAGUCCAUUUUUGCUUGGUUUUGAAUAUACUGGGGGUGGGGUGGGGGGAUGAGCCAGCUACUUUAGCCGCACAGUAGGAAUUUUGCCUUUUAAAAUAUAAACAUGACCUUGUAUAUCACCCACAUGCCCUAUCACAAACUGCUUUUGAAAGUUGGUGCACUUUGAAAGCCUGUGGGGCUUCUGGAACUAGUUAUGCAGUUUUUUGAGUCACAGCCAUAUGAGGUAUAGUUCCAUUCAGAGGUGUUUCAGGCGUUUUCUUGAAUGUAUCCGCUAGCUAAUUUUCUUAUUACACCAUCAGAAAUGUAUUUUGUGUAAAUACAGCCUGAGCUAGUGGAGAAAGGAAGACUUCAGCACAGUGAUACCUUGGUUUUCGAACGUCUCAGAAGUCGAACGUUUCGGUUUUCGAAUGCCAAAAACCUGGAAGUAAAUGCUUCCGUUUUCAAAUGCACCUCGGAAGUCGAACGGCUUCUGCUGAUUUUUUUUUUCUUUUCAAUUUUCUCUAUUGAAUUUGCAGGCCGCCCUUUGCGCCUCGGUUUUAGAACGUUUCAGAAGUCGAAUGGUCUUCCGGAACGGAUUAUGUUCGAAAACCGAGGUACCACUGUACUAUGCUACCAGUGUGUGUGUAUGUACCGUAUUUUCCCCCUAUAGACGCACUUUUUCCCCUCCAAAAAUGAAGGGGAAAUGUGUGUGCAUCCUAUGGGGCGAAUGCAGGCUUUCACUGAAGCUUGGAGAGCGAGAGGGAUCGGUGCGCACCGACCCCUCUCGCUCUCCAGGCUUCAGGAAGCUAUCCGCAAGCCUUGCGAGCCUGGCAGGAGUUCCCGCCGGGCUCGCAAGGCUUGCGGGCGGCAGCCCGAAGCACGCGGCACGCUCCGGAGCGCACCCCGGGCUUCGGGCAGAUAUCGGGCAGCCCCACAAGCUCGGGGGACAGCGGGGAGCCGGAGCACCGCCAUCCCACUAUUCCCCGACCUGGUUUGGAGUGCUCCGUCUCCCUCUUCUAGCUUGGAGAUGGCUUCGGGGGGGAAAUAAAAAAAAAAUCCUCGAUUUCCCCCCCAAAAAACUAGGUGCGCCCUAUGGGCCGAAAAAUACGGUAUGUUUGUUUGUAAACCUCACUACUAAGUUAAUACUAAAUUAACCCUUUGGCCACAGCCUAGAGAUCCUUUAUGUACUGAAACGUCAUUUUUUAUGUUCAGUGGGAAUAGAACUAUUUUCUUUUAACAGCAACAUGUUUUGCCACAAACUGAUUCUGUGAAUCCUCCAGAUUUCAAAAACUCCUUGCAGUCGGAUUCUUAACAGGAGUAGAAAAUCCCCAGUCAUGCGUAGAGCCGAGUAAUGCAGUUUGUUUUGGCAUGUACCUGUAUGCUAGAUAUACCUCUAAAUCUUGAAUUUCAGUCUUGUUUAUAAUUAAAGCCCCACAGAAAUUCCACAUACUUCCCAUCAUCUAUAAAAGCAUUAUAAAGUACAGUAAUACCUCCGCAAACAUCCGCUUUGUCUAGUGUCCAUUCUGGCCAAUGUCUGCGGCAAACCCGGAAGUACCAGAACAGGUUACUUCAGGGUUUGCCGCUUGUGCAUGUGCAGAAGCUCUAAAUUGCACUUCGUGCAUGUGCAGAAGCACAAACCAUACUGCGCGCGUGCGCAGAAGCGGCGCUUUGCCCUGCGUCCUUUUCGGCUUGGGGCCUGAGCUCCAGAACGGAUCCCGGUCGCAAAACAAGGUACGACUGUACCAAUUGGUGACGAAGGACAAAAUGUUAUUUUAAUUGUGCACGUCCGUAAAUGGAAUAUUCUAUCUGAAUCUUUGAGCCAGAGAUGUAUUUACAGCUUCUCAUCCUUGACAGUGCAUAGAAAUGAAAGUAGGCCAUACGAUGGCAGACAGCAGGCUUCUGCAUCAGUGCAUGGAACAUGGUGUGUAUUUUUUCUCCAGUAAAACUGCUCUGAAGCAGACUUUAAAUUGCCCUGUGGAAUAAUUUGCUAGGGUGCAUGCUCUCUUCGACAGGGAGCUUGAAAGGUAUGGAGAGAUGAAUUUCUCCUGUUCAUCCAUUUAGCGUUGCUGCUGUUAAGGGGAAAUUGGGUUGGACAGUCAGGAGCGGGACAGGAAAUUAUGAAAGUGAGAUGGCAUUCAGAGUUAUACGGCGGCUAUGCGAAGGGGGCAGCAAGCUGAGUGGAUUUACAAGGUAGUCAGAUUUACAAAAUAGUAGUUGCUUUAAGGUGAGAUUGAAAUAGUUAGCCCACUGAUGUGCUUUUCAUGAAUUUGCUACUUGGUGAAUUAGACCUUUUAAUUAUUUCAUAUGACAGAAACUUGAUAAUUUGGUAAGCCUAGUUCACAUAAAUUUGCAAAGAUCUUAAACAUUGUUUAGAGCUGGGGGCAUUCAGUGCUCCCUCUUCUAAUUCCCUAGCCGGGUGGUUCCCAAUUAGCCAAUUACUGAGAACCCCCUAUUUUACAAAAGCUAAACCAUGGACUUUCAAAAAAUUGUGAUAACUUUACAGUAGUUACCAGUAAAAAGCAAUUUUUUGAAGAAAACGUGGGGUAGCCCCUAAUAAACAAAGGAUUUCAGUUAUACUAAAAACCAGAACAUAAAAUUUGUGGUAUUACCAUGCCAAAAUGACAGAGAUUUAUGGACAGGAAAAGCAAAUUACAAAACACUUCUCCUUUGUUCUUUUAGCUGAAGAUCCGUCUGAAAAUUAUGUGAAACUACGAGAUUUUGUAUUAGUCAAACUGUGUCAGGAUUUACCUUGCUUUUCUCCAGAGAAGCUCAAGCAAGGCUUCAGUCAAGAUAUGGUAACCGAAGCUCAACAAAAGCUGAAAGUGAAUAAGGUACACGAUGCUUAAAAUAUUGUAUUGAUGUGAUGAUCAUCCCUGUGGGCAUUGUCUUUCCACAAACAAGAUGAGUCCUUCUGUUCAAAGACAGGUUCUUGACCUAAUAGAGGUUGCAUUAAUGGGAGAGGGCAUUUUUCCUGAUUCGCCCUGGCAGUCCACUGUGCCCUCAACCCCCCAAAAAAAUCUGCUGUAGAAGAGCAGGUGGGAGGGAGGCUACAAGAGGAGAAUGUUGUUGAAAACUGCUCCCCACCUCUUCAUUGGUGGACUCCUUCGUGAAAGGCAGCAUUGUACUCAAUGUUCAAUCCUAUGUCUAGUGCCUUAAUGUUCAGAACAAUUGUAAAUGAAACAAAUCUCCUUUUAGUGCCUGAGUUCCCAAAGAACCAGUAGACUUAGGUAGGUUUUUGAAUCCCAGCCACCGUUUCUAGAAGAUAUCGCAUGGCUUGCAUAAGUCACACCAUCAUAUUUUGGCUGCCAGGAACAAACUUCAGUCUGUGAUUAGGAGUUACAUAUGUCAGGGUUUAAAGAUAGAGGAUAGGCUACACAACCUUGAAAUCAUUUCUCUAAACCUUGUAUAGUGACAGUUCUUGGUCUUGAUUCAUAUGCCAUUCCCCUUGUUUUUAAGCAACAUACAAGACGGGUGUAUGAAAUUCUCCGGCUGCAUGCAACAGACAUGGGUAAUGCAGAACAGUCCAGAAGCUACAGAUUGGAUGUAAAAAGAAGACUGAUGGGCCCUUACAAGGUGGCUUUUAACUUACAUGGAUAUUUUAAAGUUGUUUUCAACUGUUUAUGCCAAAACCUUCGUGCAUAAUUAUCUUUCCUUUAAUGCACCUCUUUAAAGCUUUGUCUCAGUACUUUUGUUAAAAGCGUCAGCCAAACAUUACUACUACAGAUACGAAGGCGCAGAGUACUUUACAUAGUCUCAAUAAAAUGCAGUGCUAAGAGAAUUGUUUUGUCAGUGCAAGGAUUUCUGCUUGCACAAUGGGACGUUCUUUCCCCGCUGCACAUUCACUAAAUAUGUUAUAAGGGUCCUCCCAACCUUCUGGAGGAAAAUUGAGGAGGAUAGGUGGGUACACUGGUGGGGCUCAUUAGAAAAAUGCAGCCCUUUGAGUUUGAUUUCUGAUCUCUUGCUUCUUGCAACAUUAGACAUGUAAUGGUAACUGUAAAGGUAAAGGGACCCCUGACCAUUAGGUCCAGUCGUGACCGACUCUGGGGUUGCGGCGCUCAUCUCGCUUUAUUGGCUGUGGGAGCCGGCGUACAGCUUCCGGGUCAUGUGGCCAGCAUGACUAAGCCGCUUCUGGCGAACCAGAGCAGCGCACGGAAACGCCGUUUACCUUCCCGCCAGAGCGGUACCUAUUUAUCUACUUGCACUAGCGUGCUUUCGAGCUGCUAGGUUGGCAGGAGCAGGGACCGAGCAACGGGAGCUCACCCCGUCGCGGGGAUUCGAACCGCCAACCUUCUGAUCGGCAAGUCCUAGGCUCUGUGGUUUAACCCACAGCGCCACCCGCAUCCCUUUUAAUGGUAACAGUAGCAUAUACCAAAUACAUUUAAAUACAGUGGUACCUUGGUAGUCGAACAGCUUGGCUCCCGAACAAAUCGGCUCCCAAACGCCGCAAACCUGGAAGUGAGUGUUCCGGUUUGCAAACGUUUUUCGGAAGCUGAACAUCCGAUGCGGCUUCCGAUUGAGUGCAGGAAGCUCCUGCAGCCAAUCGGAAGCUCCUACAGCCUUGGUUUUAGAAUGGUUUCGGGAGUCAAGCGGACCACCAAGGUACCACUGUAAAGGUAGCAUCCCUUUCAGAGAGUAUGUGGAUUAGAGUUCUAAACAGAUUUCCCUAGUAAAAGGAAUAAACUAGACAAAAGCAAAAAAAUAAAAAUCAGUCAAUGGCCAGUAUUUAGAGGCUCAUGCACAAAGCAUUUGAGAUGCUGCACAUGGGAUGUUUGUGGCUGGCUUUUCCUAGCAGCAGUCUCUUAAAACGCCUUACAGCUCCAGUGGGCACCCCAGUCUUCAGGAGAGUUUGAGAAGUAGAGUUGCUAGAAGGGGAAAGCUGAAAAGCCCCUCUGCAUGUGUGGAAGCUGCAGUGAUUUUGCAUCUUGACUAGCAACAGUUAAGUGGGCUUUUUGUAGGAAACAAUACUAAUAGGCUGUCUUUGAAUAUCUUUGAAUGCUCAGCAUCGGUCCUCUGAGCAAGAUGUUUCACUAAAAAUGAGAAGCAUUGUUUGUCAUAAUAUUGGAUAGAAUUCUACAAUAACUAAUUACGUGGGAGCGGUCAGAAACUAGAGGAUUACCGUAUUUUUCGCUCCAUAGGACGCACUUUUUCCCCUCCAAAAAUGAAGGGGAAAUGUGUGUGCGUCCUAUGGAGCGAAUGCAGGCUUUCGCUGAAGCCUGGAGAGCGAGAGGCGUCGGUGCGCACCGACACCUCUCGCUCUUCAGGCUCCAGGAAGCUAUCUGCAAGCCUUGCGCACCCGGGGAGUUCCCUGGGCACUCAAGGCUUGCGGGCAGCAGCCUGCAGCGCGGAGCACGGGGCGCCCUCCGGAGGAUGCCCCGUGCUCGCGCAGGUGCCCGCAAGCCUUGCGCGCCCAGGGAGAUCCCCUGGGUGCGCCCGGCUUGCGGGCGGCAGCCUGCAGCGCGCGGAGCACGGGCGUCCUCCGGAGGGCGCCCCGUGCUUCGUGCAGGUGUCUGCAAGCCUUGCGCGCCCGGGGAGAUCCCCUGGGCGCGCACGGCUGCGGGCGGCAGCCUGCAGCGCGGAGCACGGGGCGCCCUCGGAGGACGUCCCGUGCUCGCGCAGGUGUCCGCAAGCCUUGCGCACCCGGGGAUCUCCCCGGGCGCGCAAGGCUUGCGGGCGGCAGCCUGCAGUGCGGAGUUCGGGGCGCCCUCGGGAGGACGCCCCGUGCUUCGCGCAGGUGGCUCGGCAAGCCUUGCGCGCCCGGGGAUCUCCCCGGGAGCGCAAGGCUUGCGGGCGGCAGCCUGCAGCGCGGAGCACGGGGCGCCCUCGGAGGACGUCCCAUGCUUCGCGCAGGUGUCCGCAAGCCUUGCGCACCCGGGGGAUCUUCCCCCCGGGAGCGCAAGGCUUGUGGGCGGCAGUCUGCAGCGCGGAGCACGGGGCGCCCUCCGGAGGACGCCCCGUGCUUCGUGCAGGUGUCUGCAAGCCUUGCGCGCCCGGGAGAUCCCCUGGGCGCGCACGGCUGCGGGCGGCUAGCCUGCAGCGCGGAGCACGGGGCGCCCUCGGAGGACGUCCCGUGCUUCGCGCAGGUGUCCGCAAGCCUUGCGCACCGGGGGAUCUCCCCCCGGGAGCGCAAGGCUUGCGGGCGGCAGUCUGCAGCGCGGAGCACGGGGCGCCCUCCGGAGGACGCCCCGUGCUUAGCGCAGGUGUCUGCAGCCUGCCGCCCGGCGCGUGGGGCGCCCUGAAGCAGAGCGCCCUUCACGCCGGGCCGACAUCGGCCAGCCCCACAAGCUCGGGGGACAACGGGAGGCGCAGCGCCGCCAUCCCACUGUUCCCGACCUGAGUUUGGGGGGAAUAAAGGAAAAAAAAUUUUCCUUUAUUUUCCCCCCCAAAAAGUAGGUGCGUCCUAUGGGACGGAGCGUCCUAUGGAACGAAAAAUACGGUAUACUGCAUGUUUUGCAGUAUGGCUUAGAACCAUUGCACUUUGAAAUAAGCCAGUUAUAUACCCCCAGCCAGACGGGUGGGGUAGAAAUAAUAAAUUAUUAUUAAUAAUAAUACUAAUUUCCAUGUAGGUAAAAAUCAUUUCCAACCUUCUGUUCCCAAAAAUCUCACUUAACAGUUACUAAUCCAUUCAUAAUAACCACAUAAUAUGAACUGUCUCUUUUAAACCAAAAAGCUGAAAGAGCUUUUCGGUUUGUGGAUGAAUGACGGUAGAUCCUUCCAAAUCGCCCUUUUCUCCCCUUGUGGGAGGGUAUGGAACUAUUUUAUCUUCCAUGAAUGAGAAAGCAGCUUGAGGUGUGGAUUUUUGUGUGGGAAAAGAGCAGGAAGGGAAAGGGUUAAUAUAGCCUUGUAGCCAUUGGACACAAGUAAUUUCAUGCAGGUGGAUGAGUGGGGUAGUGAAGGAGAGUGCUUUGUGCCCCGUACAUAAACUAAAAUGGCUGCCAGAGGUGGUAAACAGGCUAGUAACUUUAUAGGCUUAUUUACAAGGUUGUGUUAAAAAGCCUCACAUCCAUCGCUUGGUCAGUUUUCUGGUCAGUGUGGCCCUAAUUUUAUACUCCUGAUAUUUUGAGAGAGAUUCCGCAUUGUUAAAUGUUCCUUUAUAUUACAGGGAUACAAUGUAGGGCCUCUGUAAGUAAAGAGUACCUUCAGCGUUUUAAAAAAAGACACAGCAUGUGGUUUAAAAUGAUCAAAUAAUUAAACUAGAAAAGAGCACCCGAUUAAAUGUAACAUUCAAGGAGACUGAGAGGGAAAGACAAAGGGGGGGGGGGGGAAUCUGUUAGCAUCCUGUGCUACUACUCGGCGCUUUAACCAUUUUGAUCUGUGAUCUCUAGAUUUGAUGCAUCACUGGUUCAACACAGAAAAGUUGUGUUACAUCUUUUGUAGGAGCUGAACCAAACCAUAGCCAUGAUUAAAUCCCAUUGAAAGCAAAGGAAUUGGAUGUGCUCAUAUCUGCCUGUUUUCUGAUUGUACCUUUUUACAGAUGAAAAGCUGGGGCUUUUACCCUAUACCAGUAAUGGCCAAACUUGGCCCUCCAGCUGUUUUGGGACUACAACUCCCAUCAUCCCUAGCUAACAGGACCAGUGGUCAGGGAUGAUGGGAAUUGUAGUCCCAAAACAUCUGGGGGGCCAAGUUUGGCCAUCACUGCCCUAUACAGUCAACGUACAGUAAAACAUAAAAAUGGAAGGGGUUGACCAGUCAUUUGGAAUUUCUGGGCAAGUCUUAAUUUCAAGGAGCAUAUGAACACAACAGGGUUUUCUGAAGGAUCUGUUCCUGACACCUUGUUUAACCCAGAAUGUUUUUCCGGUUACUUUUAAAUAGCAAUUUAGCCUUAUAAGGAGCAGCGUGUAGCAAUUGCUGCUCAUGUGUGUAAAUUUCUUUUUGCAUGGUUCUUUUGUAGAAAAAGCAGAGAGAGAUUGCUAAGAUGAGAAGAUGUUUGAGACCAGAAGAGUUGACCAACCAGUUGAACCAAAUAGACAUAAAUUUGCAACACAAACAGUUAGAAGAAACCUUCCAGCAGCUUGUUUCGGAUUAUCGAAGGGUCCUAGAACGGCUUGCUCAGGCCUGAGGAUUCUCUACAGGAAGCGUGCAGAUUUCCGUACAUUGUGUUGUGGAAUACAUCAUGAUCACUGCUUCACUGCAAAAUUUCUUGUGACAUCCUAAUCACUUCCAAGAUGACUGGUUUUCUGUGCGUUUUCAAUAUUUUCUAUUUUUGUGUUGUAGAUUUUAAAAAGCUGUACUUAGAUUUUGGGGCACUUUGCUGAAAUAAAGUAGACUGAGAUGCACUAA